CAACAGAAAGUAUAGAACACACGAAACUCUGACCCUGUCAGUCAGUCAGUCAGUCAGUCAGUCAUCACCAUAGAAACCAACGUCAACAAACCUGACUAACGUUACUAGAAACUACUAGACUGCAUCCUUGAAUAAACGACAUGGAGGCUGAACGCCCAGAAAGCGCAAAUAUCUCGGAGUGUGAUGAUGACGAAAUCAAAAACAUCGACUGGAUUUCAUGCAAAGAUUUUACAAUCGAGGCGGGAGAGCAACAGAUCAGACAGUACAUUAAUCUGUGGGAGAUCAAGCAUCCCGGCUGGCUCUACAGCAUUCAGUUUCUCCAUGAGCAAGAGCUGGAGUUUAAAAGGCAGUACCAGUACCGGGUCAAAUGGAGCAUCCCGACCCAAACCGCCCCGAUCCCUAGAGCCACAGCCAGCGUUUAUUUCAUCAUAGAAAUCUCUCGAAUCAAACCAGACACGCUGCCUGUGGACGUGCACUUUCUCAUUGAAUCAAACCGGUCCAAACACAUUCCCGGCCGAACGAGUUUCAGGGAAAAGUGGCUGAUGGAUGUACUGGAGAGCAAGGCUUUACUUAUGGACACUAUUGACUUUUAAAACUGUAACUUAUCUAUGCUCUGUAACGAUGAGGCCAUACAGUGCA
Molecule: messenger RNA, 639 nt
Organism: Misgurnus anguillicaudatus (oriental weatherfish)
Lineage: Eukaryota; Metazoa; Chordata; Actinopteri; Cypriniformes; Cobitidae
Gene: akap14
Product: A-kinase anchoring protein 14
Cellular component (GO): cAMP-dependent protein kinase complex
Molecular function (GO): protein kinase A regulatory subunit binding
Source: RefSeq, a predicted model, not a curated record